AUGCCGUUCUACGCACAGCAGCUGGGCGCCCGGCCGCACGAACUGGGAAGCAUUUUUGCGGCAUUCGCCAUUACGCAGGCCUUGCCGCCAGGCGCCAAGUUGCUCCACCUGGCAAGCGACCGUUUCGGUCGGCGGGUCGUACUCAUCGCAGCCGCCGUUGGGCCGGCCAUCGGCUUUGCCGUCUCUGCCUUCUCAUGGUCCUAUUACUCCCUGAUCCUGGCGCGCGAGGAGUGA
Molecule: messenger RNA, 234 nt
Organism: Emiliania huxleyi CCMP1516
Lineage: Eukaryota; Haptophyta; Isochrysidales; Noelaerhabdaceae
Exons: 2
Coding region: 1-234 (77 amino acids)
Molecular function (GO): transmembrane transporter activity
Source: RefSeq, a predicted model, not a curated record